This is a messenger RNA of Hippoglossus stenolepis (Pacific halibut), 5316 nucleotides long. It is a transcript of the gene fam171a1, whose product is annotated as family with sequence similarity 171 member A1. Gene Ontology annotation, cellular component: plasma membrane. The record is from RefSeq and is a predicted model, not a curated record. Gene Ontology annotation, biological process: regulation of cell shape; stress fiber assembly. The coding region runs from base 365 to 3079 and encodes 904 amino acids. The transcript is spliced from 9 exons. Lineage: Eukaryota; Metazoa; Chordata; Actinopteri; Pleuronectiformes; Pleuronectidae.
CGCUGAGGGUCCGCGGAUGUCAGCGGUGCUGCGUGUGGAGGAAGCCGCCUGUCGGUGCUGUUUCUGGGGCCUGAGGCUCAGAGGAGCGGGGCCGUCCUCCUCCAUGACUCUGGACAGUCGAUGACAAAAUCCACCGAGCGGCCAAAGGGCUGGUGAUGCACGACAGCACCGAGCACACUGCGCUCUUCCCCGGCGUGAAACACCCAGGAACGCUGCGGCUGCCGGACAUGGGGCGGGACCUCCUUUGUGGAAUUAACCGUGUGUGCGCCCAUGUGUCCGGUCAGUGAGUUUGGAAAAAGCCGAAGAUUUGGUUUCUACUUAGUUUUUUUUUUCAUUUAACCUGCGUUCACACACAUCUGCAGCGAUGCGGGCUGCGGACCGGAGCAGCGCCGGAGCCGCGGUAGUUCUCUGCCUUUUGGGAUACCUCGCCUCCGAAGCCGCCGCCAAAACGCUACCGGAGGACUCGGCCACCGAAGAGGUGACUCUGAAGGUUCACCUGAGCGAUGCCAGCACUCACCAGCCCCUGGGAGGAGCCGCUAUUCAGCUCUUCGCCAACCACACGUCUGUAACCACGGAAACCUCAUCAGCUGAUGGCAACACCUACCUGCGCUUCCCCUACCGCCUUGGGACACCACUGGUCGUCACUGCAACUAAACAGGGAUAUGUGCCAAACUCUGUGCCCUGGACUCCCUCUAGAUUACCUGUGUUUUCCUCCAUCAGCCUGGACCUGCUCCCAGAAAGAGCUGCUACUCUGAUGGUGUAUGAAGAUGUGGUGGAGAUUGUGUCAAGCCUACAAGGUUUUAGACGUCAGCCCAACGUUCACUUCCAGCGCAGAGCUCUGAGUCUUCCUGCCAACACUUCCUAUGCCAACCUGACCGCUCUGCUCACCGUGGCCAGCUCCCCUUCACACAUCCAGCACUUCCCUCACCUGCAGGUCCUCGGUGGCAACGGCACAGGAGCUGAGAAGAAGUUUGAGUUGACUCCCGUGGCAGCCAUCUCUGUUCAUCUACUGGCCAGUGACGGUGUGGAGCUGCAGGUGACUGAGCCAAUCACGGUGUCUGUGCCCCUGCCGGCUGACAGCGGCCUGAAGGAAAAUGAUCACAUCCCUGCUUGGAGAUUUGACCCGCGCUUGGGCGCCUGGAUAAAGAGCAGUUGGGGUCAUGUGCAGAAGGAGGGCAACCAGCUCAGUCUGACCUACAUUGCUCCUCAGCUAGGAUAUUGGGUGGCCGCCAUGUCGCCACUGCACUCAGAUCCAUUGGUUGCGAAGGAUAUCAGCACAUACCACACUGUGUUUCUACUGGCCAUACUGGGAGGCAUGGCUCUCAUUCUGCUUUGCCUGCUGUGCCUUCUGUUGUACUACUGCAGGCGUCGUUGCUUGAAGCCUCGAGUGUCUCGACGCACGUUCACGUUGUCCUCCGGUCUGGACAGUAGUAAGAGGGACCAAGCCACCUCCAUGUCCCACCUCAACCUCAUCAGCAAUGAGGUGCAGCUGGAGCUUGUUUCUACAGCAACUGAGCCUGACAUGACCACACCGAUGCUGAAGCCUUUCUCAUAUGAGCAUCAAGACAAUCAGCGUCAGCACAGCUUAAUACAUCACAGCAAACACAGCCGCUCUUCUCUCGGCAACAGCCACCAGGGCUCAUCUCUUGGCAACCUGACGCCUCGCAGCAGAGACUACCGGCAGUCUGUGGAGACGUUCCAAUUAAAGGCCGGACUUUCAUCCGGGACAGACCGGGGCUACCGCCAAUCAUACACCUCCGUCUGCUCGUCCAGCAAUCCGAUUUCCGAUGCAUUUUCGUCAGCACAUCAUGGUCAGGUGUCAGCUAACCUGCUGAGCAAUAUUGGGAUUGUUGAUUGUAUCUCCCCUUCCUCUCCUCCCCACUCCCCCAUUAGAGUGGAGGGAGUUGAGUGCAGGGCUCCUGACUACCUUCUGUCCCGGUCUGUGGACCACCUGGAGCGCCCGAGCCCCCCUUUGCUCUCCCGUCCAGGACAGCUGCUCUGCUGUGGAUCUGUGGACCUCCUGAGUGGGGGAGAAGGAUACCCGAGGGUGCGCCCCACACUGGUGAUCCCAGCACACUACAUGCGCCUUCCUGGGGAGCACCCACUAUCCGGUCAGGCCCUCUUGUUGCAGACUGACCAACAGAGUGACCUGGAGACCAUCCAGGCAGAGCUCAAUGCCUCACAUUCCCAGCAGCCCCUUGGACAAACCUCCACAGACUGCUCGCCAGGUCCCAGGAAGCAGGGUGACCGAGGGGGGCGUGGCCUAACUGAGUCUCUGUCUAUUCCAGGAGCUCUAGGCGAAACAUCUCUAGUGGAAAUAAACAGUGAGGACACCUUGUUGGCUGAAAAGACUUUAAUGGAGCUCAGAGGAGGAAAGCCUCUUCUUCACCCACGAGCCUGGUUUGUCUCACUGGAUGGACGCUCCAAUGCUCACAUUCGCCACUCCUACAUCGACCUCCAGCGGGCGGGGUGCCAAAACAACAUGCCAGUGUCAGGAGGUCAGCAAGGCAGGAGGCAUGGCAACGGCAACGAUGCCAGUCUGGACUCUGGCGUGGACCUGAACGAGCCGAGAGCGGGGCGCAGGGGGAGAGACGUAGUGCGGAAGGAAAGAAGGAUUGAGAAAGACAGGUCGAAGAGCACAACACCAGCCAUGACCUACACUCAGCUGGUGUAUGUGGAUGAUCUGGAUCGAGGAGGCAGCGAGGAGGAGACAUCCAGUUGCAGCCCUCAGGACAUCAAAACAGGACCUGUUCUGUCAGACAAAGCAGAGGGUCAAACAGGAGAACUGGGUCAGGGGGAUGUGGAGGAGAAAGGAGUAGAGGGGGUACACAUACAAGAGCAACCCCCAUCACUUUCCUCUUCUUCUCCUUCUUCUCCUCCUGCUUCGCCUCCUGUUUCUCCUCCUGUUUCUCCUCCUCCUCCUCUGCCAAAACCAGACGGAGUGACUUUCCGGUCUGAACACACGCUGAUGUCAGUAUCUCCAGAUGAUGAUGUACCGCAGGAGGACGGCGAGGAGGAGAAGAAGAGUCCAUGGCAGAAGAGAGAGGAACGACCCCUGCUGUCCUUCAACCUGAAAUGAUCCACAGAAUGGCCCCUUAAAGGAUAGGUUCACAUGUUUUUAAGUUUUUAAAUAACUCACACGCCCACAUUGAAAGUUGUUUGAUGGAUGAUGUAAUUGUUCAUACUUUCCAUUCUGGCCCUGAAGAAAUCAUAAUCUUCAAUGACAAUCCAAAGUCCUUGUUCUUUCUGAUUCUGAAAUUCAGUACUUUAUUAUUCUCAAUAGGAAACAGAUGGGUUAAAAGUUACACAUCAUUUAAAAAAACUAAUUACACACGGCAAAAGUCUAAUAAUACUAAUUUGCUUGAAACUUAAACUAGGGCCAUGCUCUAUUUACAAUUUCAAACUGUGAGGAAUAUCACAAACAUUUUUUUGAAGUGAACCUAUCCUUAGACCACGACUCCCCCUCUGCCCAGACUACAACGUGAAGGACAUGACCAUUUUCAAAAUGAAACUCUUUGUCCUUUUUAAUAGCACUGAGAGAAUAUUUCAGCACUGGCCCUCUGGACCUGAAGGGGGCGACUCCGAUCCUUCAUGAACUUCCAUCUUCCCUUCAGGAAGUGACCACUGUCCACUUUGUCAUUCUCGCCACACACUACAUAGACAGUCCACUUUUCAAGCUUGAUGUACACACAACCUGAGAAGGGCAAAUAGACUUUGAUGGCAAGAAAUGAGAAUAUUUUAUGCACAACAAAAUAUGCCUUUUUUUUUUUUAUAAAUAGCCUUGCGAGUGUAAAUGACCUGUAGAAACAAAUGAUGGGUGGUUCUCACAAAGACUACAGGAACCUUUUAUUUUUUUUCUUGAGCCAUAUUGGCCUCAGUCCACUGGUAAAACCUGGGAACACACUACCCUCAUUGAAAGCAAGAUUAUAGCCCAUAUUUAGAAAUCAUUCGGACUGAUUUUUUCGAAUUGUGGAGCAGCUUUUCACAGUUGGUUUGGAAAUGAACUCGUCAUGAUGUUUUCCUGGGUUUAGUGCGAGCAGCUGCUGUUGGAUGCACCUGCACAACGAUCAGCCCUGAAAUCCUGUACUUUGAAUGGUUUUGAAUAUGUCGCUAGAAUUGAAUCUAGUUAAAGAAAACUGUACGGGUGUUUACAUGAUCUCCACAGGGGGAUGACGUUUUUGGACUGAAGAAAUGAAACCACUAUCCUGCUUCUACAGCGUAAUCAGAUAAUGUGACACACCACUACGCCGGUGGGUGAGGAUCUAAGACCACUACGAAACUGUAGCUCUACCCAGAGUGAUUGUGAGGUGUAUUAAUAUGAAGGGUUUUUGUAUUUAGUGAACCACUGACUGGCAUAUUUUUGUUUGCUCUGAUGGCUAUGCAUCACUUUUAUACGUCUGCUUGAGAUGCCUUUUUUGUCAUUUUAAUCACUAUGAUUUUAUUUGCCAACAUGAAGUAUUUUAUCCAAAAAUAGGCUCUUUUAUUGUUUAAUCUUCAAAUAUUUUAAGGGCUUUUCUUCUUCACCUGCCUUAUUGUUGGUUACAAAAACAGACACACACACUAGUAUGUACCUUUGACCUGAAACCAAACUGUUUUUCGCUUAAUUUCACCUUAAUUUUUACCAUUUCCUGAUGUUCCAAGUGCCUUUUGAACAACCUGAUUCAACCUUAUUCAUUUCUCACCUUUUUUUGCCUUCAGCUUUCCUCCACUACCUCAGCCCUCCCUUUCUCUCCCUCUUGUGAAAGAAAGCAUGCAGUAAAACUUUCCUCCGCACUACAAGCUACACUGCAGACAUCUCAGUAAAAUGUCUACCAGCUGCUGCAACAGUAAAAAUCCUCUACAGCAAUCAACGAGGCAGCGAUUUCUCUUUUUCAGCGUAGCACAAGACACAUAAAGCUAAGUGUGACUGUACGUGAAGCUAAUCUGCAGGUCAUUUCGAUGCAUCUUCUUUAUUUUUGUGUUCCUGGAGGGGGUGAAUGUUUGUGUAAAUGUUUUAUGCGUGUGGUGGUAGUGUCCAUCUGCGAUGCUGCCGGCUGUGAGUUUGUGUUGUCGGAAUGCGUGUCCACGUGAGAGUGCUAACAAAUAAUCAACAGACAUCCACUCAAGAAUCAUAGUCAUAGCAAUCAGAGAGUGUAUAGUUCUUUCCUUUCCUCUACCCGGUCAAAAUGUUGCGUGAGUCGAUGUGAAUGAACUCUUCUCUCCCACAGCAACCUCCGCUCCGAGGGUGGAGUUGCAGGACAGCAAUCCUGAGUGUGUAAAUCGGUUGCUUGCAUUAUAUUUGAAGCCUAUUAUUCUGAAUAAACAGCCAAACUGGAA